AUGGGCCACGAAGACAUUGCAUCAUUCUUCCUACAAAGUGCACCUCCCGACCUCUUGAAUGACAUCAGCAUCAGCGGCUGGUAUUCGAUGCUGAGACCUUGUCGCCGCGACGAAGUCCCAUAUUCCUGUCCGUCUCCAUGGGGAAAACCACACCUUGCCCAGAUGAUAUUGGACCGAGUCAAUCUGGAAACACAACUUGCAACCACUACUGCACCCGAGCAAGCCAAUUUGCUUGCUGUGGCAGCACAAACUGGAAACGUGGCUCUUACUCAACGAUUACUUGACAAGGGUUGCAGACCUGACUUGUCCAACAUGAGACUCACACCCGUGUCCCGGGCAGUGAAUAACGGGCACGCCGAAAUUAUAGAGGCUUGCCUUCGUUGUCCGGGGUAUCCAGUCUCCCAAUUUGACAUUGCUUCGGCGGCAAAAAAAGGAGAAACGGCUACUGUGCUCAGGCUUCUCGACAAACUUGGAAGAAAGGAUUACAAGAGUUUUGCCAAAGUUGCAUUGAAUGCGGCUUCACAUCUGGACAAAUUUCUACCUGUGAUGGAAAGUGUUUUCGAUGCUCUCUACAAAAAAGACGUGAAGACUGUAAUUUCGAUGGCGACAAGCUUCACUGGUCCCGAAACUUCGUGUGUAGGCCACUUGGAAGUUACAAAAUUCUUACUUGAGAAGGGACGCAAGCGACCAUUCGACGAGAUACCUAAGACGUUGUCAAACGACGUUGGAAAGAGCCUACCACGCUCCUGGAGCACGCAGCGGCCGUUUGCCCAGUUGCUCAGUUCCAAGCAGCACUUGCGCAAUGGAACUUUGAACUUGAUCCAGACGACGGUUAUUGCCAAAGAUGCACUUGUUGCCGCCGCCCUCCACAAGAAGGUUGAAACAAUUCGGCUAUUUAUUGAGAGAGGGUUCGAUGUCAAAUCCACAUACUUACACCGUGGGAAGCUCAUGUCGUUGCUACAUCUAGUCGUUGAAACACCGGUAGACGAUUAUGGUCGGGUUAUUGACAUGGAUGAUGAAAAAGCGCAAUUGCUCAUCGAGCAUGGCGCUGAAAUUGAUCAAGUGGACUCACAUGGCCGGACAGCUCUCUUCUUAGCUACAGAAAUCAGGACACUUGUUUUGGCAAGGGAGCUGCUCGAAUUGGGAGCCAAUCCCGUUUUCAGCAGGCCGGGCAAAGUCAGCCCUCUCGAGCUGGCCAUUUCCCAAGGCCAAACAAAAUAUGUGAAAGCCUUUUUGAAGGCCAUGGAGGCCCGUUCUUUCGCCUGUGACAAUUUUGUUAGCCUCAUUCCGGACGUUCCGCCAGUAGAGAUGCUACCAAAUAGAGCUUCUCAUGAUCGGUUUUCUGUCUCUUCGAGAAAUCUAUUGCCGCAACGGGGAAUGCUUGCUCGAGAUGGACAUAUGGGACCCACGAUAACCAUUCCAUCGCCUUCUGGGGAAAUUGAUAGGCGAGACAGCACGAGCUCGGAAGACAUAAGCACAGAUGACGAGACCAUUAGGGCGGGGCCUCCAACUUCGGAAGAUAAUUUCCUAUCAAUUUGGUCUGCAACCGAGGACGAUGAGUGUGUUGGCGAUCUACGCUGGGUACGGUUCUUUAUCGCAAAGGCCAUGACUCAACAUCACUGGAGAAUGAUGUACCCAGUGCCAGUUUAG
Messenger RNA from Penicillium mononematosum, 1650 nucleotides. Its product is annotated as ankyrin repeat domain-containing protein. Gene Ontology annotation, molecular function: protein binding. The coding region runs from base 1 to 1650 and encodes 549 amino acids. The transcript has 2 exons. Lineage: Eukaryota; Fungi; Ascomycota; Eurotiomycetes; Eurotiales; Aspergillaceae. The record is from RefSeq and is a predicted model, not a curated record.